Molecule: messenger RNA, 1074 nt
Organism: Funneliformis geosporum
Lineage: Eukaryota; Fungi; Glomeromycota; Glomeromycetes; Glomerales; Glomeraceae
Source: the annotation of a GenBank genome assembly
AUGGGCUUCGAACCUAUGGAAAAGGCUGCGCAAGCGCUUGAGUUAUUAUUACGCUCUCUUCCAGAAGAUUGUUACUUUAAUGUAGUAUCUUUUGGAUCUAGACAUGAUUCUCUUUUCCCAAAAAGUCGGCUUUAUUCCGAAACAUCAUUAUCUCAGGCUAUUGAUCUUGCUCAAUCAAUGACCUCAGAUUACGGUGGAACGGAUAUUUUUAAAGUAUUAAAAUGGGUAUUUAAGAAUUCAAGAAAUGAUAUGUCAACUUCCGUAUUUCUCAUUACAGACGGAGAAAUUUUUGAUGUUGAACAAGUUGUAAAACUUGUACGUGAAAAGGAAGAAAAAAAGAAGGAUGAUUUACGCCUUUUUUCUUUAGGAAUUGGUGGUUCUGUUUCUCAUAAUUUAGUGGAAUCUGUUGCUCGUGCUGGGAGAGGAUACGCCCAAUUUGUAACAACUAAUGAAAGGAUGGAUAAAAAACUUAUUGGAAUGUUAAAAAAUGCUUUAAAACCACCGAUCAAAGAUUAUAAAAUUACUUGGACAGACGUUAAUUUCUCGGAAUCAACCGAAAAGGAUGUAACUACUAUGGAAGAAGAUGAGCCUGUAAUUAGCUUUUAUAGCGACAAGACGGAACCUCUACCAUCACAUCCAAGUAAUAUCUUUACUGAUAUUAAGAUUCGACAAGCUCCUUAUUUAAUUCCACCUAUUUAUCCUGGUGUUCGUUUCAUUGUAUAUUGCAUUUUGGAGAAAAAUAUUGAACCGUGUCAAGCUAUCACUUUAAAUGCAACUUCUCAAGAUGGUCCAAUGAAACUUGAUAUUUCUUUGGAUCCCGUUACUUUGCAAGGUUCAAAGAUUCAUAGAUUAGCAGCAAGAAAACUUAUUCAAGAUCUUGAUGAUGGAAAAUCAUUUCUUCAUAAACAUCCUGAAAAUUCUGGUAAACAUAUUCCGGCUUCAUUGGUUAAAGAACAUAUUGUUAACCUUGACGUUGGUGACGUUGAAGAUGUUGAAGACAAAGUAGAAGUAGUUAUGAGAAAUUUCGAUAAAUUAUUUAGUGCUGAUGAUAUAUUAUUAAGUGUUUCGGAUUGA